AUGGACAAAUUAACUCUUAUCUCGGGGACGUUAUUUAUGGCGGCUGAUAUUUUCGCCAUCGUAAGUUUGGCAAUGCCCGACUGGAUCAUCACUGACGUUGGAGGGGACACCCGUCUGGGACUAAUGUGGACCUGCAUGACAUUGUAUAAUCGACCACAAGUGUGUUUCACUCCUGACCUUCAACCAGAGUGGUUGCUAGCUUUAGUGUGCAUUUUUGUGGGCUGUAUUUGUAUUACUACAACCAUCAUACUGUUAGCUUCAUCACAGUGGGACCGAAAUGUCAUUCCAUACGCCAGAUGGGUUGGUUUUACCGCAAUGGUACUAUUUUGUUUGGCUGCUGUAAUAUUCCCAAUGGGUUUCCACGUGGACGAAAUUGGUGGACAACCAUACCAAUUACCAAACAGUCAUCAAGUUGGAAUCUCAUACAUUUUGUUUGUCUUGGCGCUGUGGAUCACAGUCAUAUCAGAAUUGUUUGCAGGCAAAGUUUGUUUGCCGCAUUUUUAAUUUAUUUUAUUUUGAUGAUCUUGUAAGUCAGUAUUUAACUUUUUACAACAAAGGUAAGAUGGUUACACUAGUGGUGUAUAAUAUCUGCGGCUUGACUCAAAUACAUGGAUUUUGUAUAUAUUUCUGUACUCAAGAAUGGUUACUGUGAUAGAUUUUGUUGCAAGUUUGCACUGGAAUUUAUAUUGAUGUAGAUAUUGUAAUAGAUGUAACAUGUACAAAGUGGUGAAUUGAAUAAUAUACAUUGUUAUUAA
This is a messenger RNA of Zophobas morio, 755 nucleotides long. RefSeq lists its product as uncharacterized. Gene Ontology annotation, biological process: negative regulation of smoothened signaling pathway. The record is from RefSeq and is a predicted model, not a curated record. Bases 1 to 504 code for a protein of 167 amino acids. The transcript has 3 exons. NCBI's taxonomy places the organism in Eukaryota, Metazoa, Arthropoda, Insecta, Coleoptera, Tenebrionidae. Gene Ontology annotation, cellular component: Golgi apparatus; ciliary membrane.